GUGUGGAGUAAGGAAUGCAAAGUCAACAUAGAUUAAAAUACCAUAUUCAUACUAUUAUUUGUCUAUCUCGAAAUAUAUAAAUUGAGAUAGAGGAAGUGGUUGGUUACCAACUUGUUGAGUGCAGUUUGGGAUCCGGGAGUCAGGAACAGAGGAAAUGACAACGUGUCCUGUGGUAACUCUGAGCUCCAAGAAUGAGCUUCGGAUGCCGGUUAUGGGCAUGGGAACCUCAUCGUACCCACCGGCCGAUCCAGAAACGGCAAAGGCCGCAAUCAUAGAGGCAAUAAAAGCAGGGUAUCGACACUUUGACACCGCCUUUGUUUAUGGGUCGGAGCAGCCUCUGGGCGAAGCAAUUGCCGAAGCUCUAAGGCUCGGCCUCGUGAAGUCCAGGGACGAGCUCUUCAUCACCACCAAGCUUUGGGCUGCCUCGGCCGAGCGUGAUCUUGUCGUCCCGGCUAUCAAGAUGAGUCUUAGGAAUCUGAAAUUGGACUAUAUUGAUAUGUACCUGAUUCAUUGGCCGUUGAGAGUGAGUCAAGAGGUGCGUAAGAUGCCCAUUGUUAAAGAACACGCAUUUCCCUUAGAUAUAAAGUCAGUUUGGGAAGGCAUGGAGGAAUGUCAGAAUCUGGGCCUCACAAGGGCCAUUGGUGUCAGCAAUUUCUCUUGUAAGAAGCUUGAGGAGCUGCUUUCUGUCGCCAAAAUCCCUCCGGCUGUGAAUCAAGUGGAGAUGAACCCACGUUGGCAUCAGAAGAAAUUGAGAGAGUUUUGCAAAGCCAAUGAUAUACAUAUUACCGCUUACACUCCACUGGGUGCAAAUGGGACGAAGUGGGGAGACAAUAGGAUUAUAGACUGUGAUGUCCUGGGAGACAUUGCUAAGGCUAAAGGCAAAACUACUGCCCAGAUAUCUUUGAGAUGGGUAUAUGAGCAGGGGGUGAGUUUUGUUGCAAAGAGCUUCAACAAGGAAAGGAUGAAGGAGAACAUGCAGAUCUUUGAUUGGUGCUUGACUGAGGAGGAUUCAAACAAAAUCAACCAGCUUCCUCAGCACAAGGGUACUACUUUUGCCUCUAUUUUGGGACCCCACGACCUCGUACUGGAGCUUGAUGCUGAGAUAUGAUAAACUACUUAUCAACUAAUAAUUGAAGGACAUGGGAGUGUUGGGAUAGAAGGAUCCACCAAGAACUAAUAAUCAUGGGUUCCCAGGUCAUUCCAUAUAUUCAUAUAAACAUUAGGUGAUAUUUUUGUACUUUCUUUUUUUGGUGGAAAAGAAGAAACGAUUUAUUUUUCUAUGGAUCCACCUAGAUAAAAGAAUAGUUCGUUGUUGAAUAAAGGAUAUUAUAUUUUUAUCA
Messenger RNA from Carya illinoinensis, 1340 nucleotides. RefSeq names its product D-galacturonate reductase-like. The transcript has 4 exons. The coding region runs from base 155 to 1108 and encodes 317 amino acids. NCBI's taxonomy places the organism in Eukaryota, Viridiplantae, Streptophyta, Magnoliopsida, Fagales, Juglandaceae. Gene Ontology annotation, molecular function: aldose reductase (NADPH) activity. The record is from RefSeq and is a predicted model, not a curated record. Gene Ontology annotation, cellular component: cytosol.